Messenger RNA from Pangasianodon hypophthalmus (striped catfish), 2470 nucleotides. It is a transcript of the gene wipi2, whose product is annotated as WD repeat domain, phosphoinositide interacting 2. The coding region runs from base 210 to 1487 and encodes 425 amino acids. Gene Ontology annotation, biological process: protein localization to phagophore assembly site; protein lipidation; autophagy of mitochondrion. NCBI's taxonomy places the organism in Eukaryota, Metazoa, Chordata, Actinopteri, Siluriformes, Pangasiidae. Gene Ontology annotation, molecular function: phosphatidylinositol-3-phosphate binding; protein binding; phosphatidylinositol-3,5-bisphosphate binding. Gene Ontology annotation, cellular component: phagophore assembly site membrane; extrinsic component of membrane; cytosol. The transcript is spliced from 12 exons. The record is from RefSeq and is a predicted model, not a curated record.
GCGCAUGCGCAGUAGGAUGGGGUGCAAACACUUCAGGGAGAAAAACAACACCACCACCACCACCGCUGAUCGAAGCGAGGGUGGAACUAAAUGCUCUCGUUAGAGUGAUUAGCGGUUUGGAGACAUCAUCCUCAUCAUUUAAAAAACAAAAAACCCUCUCCAUAUUUACUGCAAUUUCGUUUUUGACUUGACUUGUAGAUGGUGUGCUCAUGAACCUGGCCAGUCAGAGCGGAGAGGCCGGCUGCAGCCAGCUGCUCUUCGCCAACUUUAACCAGGACAACACGUCCUUAGCAGUUGGUACGAAAUCUGGAUACAAGUUUUUCUCUUUGUCAUCGGUUGACAAAUUGGAACAGAUUUAUGAAUGUACUGACACGGAAGAUGUGUGUAUUGUGGAAAGACUGUUCUCCAGUAGCCUUGUUGCUAUUGUCAGCCUGAAGGCACCUAGGAAGCUCAAAGUGUGUCAUUUCAAGAAGGGAACCGAGAUAUGUAACUACAGCUACUCGAACACUAUACUGGCUGUAAAACUGAACAGACAGAGGUUGAUAGUAUGUCUGGAAGAAUCACUGUAUAUCCACAACAUCAGGGAUAUGAAAGUACUUCAUACAAUUCGAGAGACUCCUCCAAAUCCAUCAGGAUUAUGUGCACUUUCAAUCAGUAAUGACAACUGCUACCUGGCGUAUCCAGGAAGUGCAACAAUAGGGGAAGUGCAGGUUUUUGACACUGUUAAUCUGAGGGCCGCUAAUAUGAUCCCGGCUCACGACAGCCCGUUAGCAGCACUGGCUUUUGAUGCAAGUGGAACAAAACUUGCCACAGCUUCUGAGAAGGGAACUGUCAUUCGAGUGUUCUCCAUUCCAGAGGGCCAGAAGCUCUUUGAGUUCAGGAGGGGAGUGAAGAGAUGUGUGAGUAUCUGCUCCCUGGCCUUCAGUAUGGAAGGACUUUAUCUGUCUGCCUCUAGCAACACAGAGACGGUUCAUAUCUUUAAGCUGGAGACACAGAGGGAAAAGCCACAGGAGGAGCCUACUACUUGGACAGGAUACUUUGGGAAAGUACUGAUGGCCUCCACUACUUAUCUGCCUGCGCAGGUGUCUGAGAUGUUCACACAAGGACGGGCCUUUGCUACAGUCAGACUGCCAUUUUCAGGACAUAAGAACAUCUGUGCUUUAGCCAUAAUCCAGAAGAUUCCACGUCUUCUGGUGGCGGCAGCAGAUGGCUACCUUUACCUGUACAACCUGGACCCUCAGGAGGGGGGAGAAUGCACACUGAUGAAGCAGCACAAGUUAGAUGGAAGCGCUGAACCCGCAAAUGAAAUUCUAGAGCAGACGUCCCAUGAGCGCCCACUAGUGGCACAGACCUACAGCACUGCCAUUGCCAAAGGUUACCCUGAGGAUCAGGGAGCAGUGGGUGGAGCUGGCGUGGAGGACGACGUGAAUGCCCUGCACCUGGAUGAGGAAAAUGAGCAGCCUCCCCUAAUCCUGGAGACAGACUGAGAGCUCCAACCCCCCCCGCAUCCCUCACGCCACGGGGCAGGAAACAAAUCAUGGAGUUACAUUUCAGAGGGGGCGCUUUUCUUCCUCCUCUGGCGCUGCUAUGAGAAAGGGGUUAAGAAGAGAGGGCAUUUUGUAAGCAAGCCUAGCUGUAGCCUUCUUGUCUGUUAUGUAUAGUUGUUUCACUGUCCGUUCCCCAUUUGUGGCUUUUUAAAUCUGGUGAAUUUUGACGCCCAGACUACCUUUCCUAUAAUACUAAAGCAAGAAGUCCGAGCUGCAGCCAUCCUGUCUAGUAGCUUUGCAUGUACAUGUGCCAAGUGCAAGAAAACAUUUGCUCUUAUGUUCAUGGUUCUGAUGUGUUCAGUGGACAUUCUCCUCUUGAGCCUUGACAUAUGCUUUAAAGUGUGUGUGUGUGUGUGUUUCUUUUCUUAAGCAGAAGAUAGCUAACUCGAUAUGCCUGCCACACCAUACUGUGCAAUGUUUUUUUCCAUUGUGUCGGAAAUGUGGGGCGUCUCAUCUGUGGCUGUUUUUGUGCCGAAAUGUGAAUAUAGUAACGUUUAUGAUGCCUUCAUGUUAUUUUGCCAGCUUAAUGAUUAUUAAGAUGACACUGACAGUGUAAACAGUAUUCAUCACAGGCCGCGCUUCUCUGAUCAGCAGGAUCAACUUUAGUUUUUCCCAGAUAUCGAGAAAGGAGCACCUCUUUUAUUUCUAGACCAAUAUCCCCACUACUUUGUGGACCAUUUGGUUAUCCAGUUGGGCAGAUGAAGAUUACAGGUCGGCGUCACCCUUCCUUUUCCCCCUCCCUCCCUGUCUUCCCUUACCCUGAUAUAAUCGCAGAAUUUUAUGCGCCACUAAGACUUUAUAAAGCAUCGACCAUAUCAUUUGGAGUGGAAAUGAUGUGUUUAUUUGGGUAGAUGUUGGUGUGCAAACACUGCCCUGUGAUAUUAUGUAAUAAACUGCCAGCCAUUGUCUGGUUUUCAGUUUAA